GUGUGUAAGCCAAUCACAUCUUUUCUUUAUAUUUUUGGCCUUGACCUCUCCACUCGUUUCUUAUCCCACUUUUUCAUAUCCUUCCCCUUUGCUCCUCACUUCUCGAUUAUAACCUUUUCUCUCUCAAUUUCUCCAUACACAAACAACAACAAAACCACAAAAUGGCCACUAAUUCAAUCAACACCAUUAACCCCGGCCACCGUGCAUUAAGGCGGCGCCACUCAAUGGAUUGCCCGCGUUCUUCUUCGUUCUUCCUCAGACCGGCGACCACCGCCACUAGAACCAUCACCGGCGGCGGCGCGGGGCUUUCCUACGGGACUUCCGGUAGUUUCGCGCUCCCGUCGGCGACGCCGGCCACCACGGCCUCCACUUCCCAACCGGCCAUCUCCUACGACCUCCUGGAGCAGCACCUCUCCGGCCAGAACUUCCGGCAGGCCGACGAGGAGACGCGCCGCCUCCUCAUUGCCCUGGCCGGCGACGCCGCCCUGAAGCGCGGCUACGUCUUCUUCUCCGAGGUCCAGUUCAUCCCCGCCGCCGACCUCCAGCUCAUCGACUCCCUGUGGCGGAAACACAGCAACGAGAAAUUCGGUUACAGCGUCCAAAAGAAAAUCUGGAAUAAAGUCGGCAAAGAUUUCACGAAGCUCUUCCUCAAAUUAGGGUGGAUGAAAAAGCUCGACACGGAAGUGGAACAGUACAAUUACCGGGCCUUCCCCGACGAAUUCACCUGGGAGAUCUCCGACGGCGCGCCGCCGGACGGUCACCUGCCGUUGACGAACGCUCUGAGAGGAACACAGCUGUUCACUAGUAUUCUCACCCACCCGGCUUUUGCGGGAGAAGAUGGAGAAGAUGAAGAAGAGGAGAUUAGUAGAGGGGAAGAGAAGGGGCGGGGGUUGAAGAAUAUAACAUCAUCGGCGUUUAAACCAGAUUAUAGCUUUUGAUGAAGAAUCUUAAUGCUUUGUUUGUUUGUUUAAGAUUUGAAUUUAGGUUGAAUUGAUGAUUUAUCGGAGCUCUGUACUUAGGAGUCAUCGAGAAGCCAUUAAACAAAAGGGGAAGUGUGAUUAUUAUUAAUUGAUGUUAAUUAAAGUAUGAUUUUUAUAAUGCUGAUUGUCUGCCA
Messenger RNA from Ipomoea triloba (trilobed morning glory), 1114 nucleotides. RefSeq names its product tetrapyrrole-binding protein, chloroplastic. The coding region runs from base 162 to 938 and encodes 258 amino acids. The record is from RefSeq and is a predicted model, not a curated record. Gene Ontology annotation, molecular function: tetrapyrrole binding. The transcript has a single exon. Gene Ontology annotation, biological process: chloroplast-nucleus signaling pathway. Lineage: Eukaryota; Viridiplantae; Streptophyta; Magnoliopsida; Solanales; Convolvulaceae. Gene Ontology annotation, cellular component: chloroplast.